AAACAUUUCCAUUGUUUUCUGCAAGAACCAUUCUAGCAUUUGCAAAAGUUUUCUACUCAAAAUACAAGAAAGAUGAUGAUGCAACAAUCUUUAUUCUCUUAUUCACUUAUCCUCCUCUUUCUCCUCCAUUGCACCACAACUCUAGCCCAGCCAGCCGCUGCACCGGCUGUACCAGCUGGCCCUACUGCAGCUCCUCCACCGGGUCCAGUCGUAAAACUAACCCCACCACCUAUUGGAGCUCCAAUUCCUUCUGGACCCACCAAUGUCAGCAGAAUCCUUGAACAGGCAGGCCGCUUCACUUUCUUAAUUCGCCUACUAAAGACCACCACAGUCAUUGACCAAAUCGAGCAACAACUCAACAGCACAAACGGUCGCUUGACCCUCUUUGCGCCUACUGAUGCUGCGUUUUCCAGUCUCAGUUCAGGCACUCUCAACUCCCUAACGGAUCCACAGAAAGAAUCACUCAUUCAGUUUCAUGUACUCUCCUCAUAUAUAUCGCAAUCACAAUUCCAAACUGCAAGUAAUCCAUUAAGAACAAACGCGGGAGACAACAGUAGAUACAAAUAUCAGCUUAAUGCCACCGCUUACUCAAAUUCAAUCAAUGUAUCAACAGGUAUCACUAACACUAGCGUGUCUGCAGUGAUAUAUUCCGAUGGGCAGGUGGCUAUUUAUCAAGUGGAGAAGGUGCUGCUUCCGUGGGAAAUUUUUGGCUCUAAACCUCCAGCAACAUCUCCUGCACCGGCGCCCAGUGCACCGGCACCGGCACCGGCACCGGCACUGGCACCCUCAGCUGGAAAACCUAAGAAGGUGAAGCCUGGCUCCGUUGCACUUAGUCCUGUUGAUGAUGAUACUACUGAAGUGGAUGCCUCUGGUGCAGUGAGCCUCAUGACCGUGCAACAUGUGGUAUUCUUUUUGGCUGCUAUGAUUGCACCAAUCAUUUUUUUAUAGGCAAGUGGAACGGUACUGGUGAUUGAUAUCACUCUAUAUAUAUAUAUAUAUAUAUAUACAGUCACUAUGGCUGCUUUGCAAUAAUGUACUAAGGCAAUAUAUCUGCAUGAUCUUGCCUGUUUGAGUU
Mangifera indica (mango) is the source of this 1075-nucleotide messenger RNA. RefSeq names its product fasciclin-like arabinogalactan protein 12. NCBI's taxonomy places the organism in Eukaryota, Viridiplantae, Streptophyta, Magnoliopsida, Sapindales, Anacardiaceae. The record is from RefSeq and is a predicted model, not a curated record. The transcript has a single exon. The coding region runs from base 73 to 948 and encodes 291 amino acids.